AUAUAUUUGCAUUUGUAGAAGUUAUUCGAACGAUGAAUCAACCAACUCAUGUUCGAUGUAUCAAUACACCCAAUGGUUCAACAGCUGGUGAUACAUCAACAUCAUCUGCGUUAAAUCUCGAUCGAGGACGAGGUGAACUUGAUAAUGAUAUUCGAAAGUUAUUGAGCAAUAUUCGUGAACGACGAGCACAACUUGUUCAUGAGAAUUCACAAGUGGCACCUUUAUCAUUAACAUCAAUUAAUACUCCUGCUGCUAUUUCUUGA
Molecule: messenger RNA, 263 nt
Organism: Didymodactylos carnosus
Lineage: Eukaryota; Metazoa; Rotifera; Eurotatoria; Philodinida; Philodinidae
Source: the annotation of a GenBank genome assembly